AUGGGCCUUGAAUCUUGUGAUGGUAGAGAGCUUUUUGACCAGAUAAGUAGGAAAGGGUGCUUAUCAAAGGAUGAAGCCCGUUUCUAUAGUGCAGAAAUAGUGGAUUCUCUAGAGUACCUUCACAAAAUAGGCCCGCUGGUGAGAUACCUUGUCUCAUUUCAAGGUGCAAACGUGAAUGCCCUAGACAUUAAUGCCUUGAACGAUGAAGACAAGACUGCACUUGACAUUGCAUCUGCAGCAGCUCCACACAACCCCAAUUGUGACAGCAUCAAACAGAUACUGGAAAACGCAGGAGGUAUUCGGUGGAGUUUCAUACCAAACUCUAAUAUAACUUCUGAUCCAAGCAAUGAGCCAGAGCAAGGGGAAGAUAAAGAUAUCGUAGAUACACACAUGGUGGUGGCCUCACUGAUUGCCACCGUUACAUUUGCAGCCAUCUUUCAAAUCCCAGGAGGAAUUGACGACAACAUAAACAGUGAACACUAUGAAGCAGCCAAGAUGGCAUUUCGCAGACUUUUCAGAUUUUUCAUAUUCUCUGACACUGCGGCCUUCACAAGUUCGCUGACAGUGGUUGUGGCGUGGGUAGUUAAACAACUGUUGGGAGACACCUAUUCCGGAAGACAGACAGCGCUGUCCCGACUGUCCGGGAUCACCUUGAUAGUCUCAAUCUUGUGGACGAUAGCAGCAUUCGUGAGUGCCAGCGUUAUCGUUAUAGUACCCCCACAUCAUGAGAAGCUGAAAAGUAAAGAUAAGAAAGCUUUCGCCAAAUUUCAAUCGCUUUGGCAGCUCGAGCUCGCUCUUGGAUUCCUCGUACCAUUUGGCAUCGGGUCGAUGCUUGUGCUUUCGAAUAUUCGUUUUCUAUCCGCGAGGUUAAGUUUUAAGGUGUUUUUAUGUUAUAUCUACAUUGAAUUGUUUCUAAUCAUGAGCAUAAUUAUCGACUCUACUUUUCAGCUAACAUAA
Cryptomeria japonica (Japanese cedar) is the source of this 957-nucleotide messenger RNA. Its product is annotated as ankyrin repeat-containing protein NPR4-like. The transcript is spliced from 2 exons. Lineage: Eukaryota; Viridiplantae; Streptophyta; Pinopsida; Cupressales; Cupressaceae. The coding region runs from base 1 to 957 and encodes 318 amino acids. The record is from RefSeq and is a predicted model, not a curated record.